Molecule: messenger RNA, 1285 nt
Organism: Oppiella nova
Lineage: Eukaryota; Metazoa; Arthropoda; Arachnida; Sarcoptiformes; Oppiidae
Source: the annotation of a GenBank genome assembly
UGGCAAUAGUGGCAACUUUUUGCGGCCGACCGUCUCAAACCCACAAACUGAUAGAUUUUUCUUUGACAGACACACAGCCUCUUUGUCACAACACAAGACAUCUUUGCAUUCAAAGCCAUGUCUGCAUAGAAUCGACUGAAUAAACCAUUUGUGUAAAUAAGUGAACACUAAAAGUGCUUCAAUUCACUCAAUACUUGUGCUCAAAGACACGAUAACCACCGCAACAACACCUCAAACAAUGCUACCCUUCGAGACGCCCACUAUCUUCGAGCAAUUGCCGCGGUUUAUAUUCAAAAUGCCCAGGGUGGUCACCGAACAGAAGUCCAAGUUCGAGGCCGACGAGCUCUUCAGACGCCUUUCCCGCGAGACUGAGGUGAGAUAUACUGGAUAUCGGGACCGACCUCUGGAAGAGCGACAGAUUAGGUUUCAAAACGGUUGCCGAGAAGGACAUACAGAAGCGGCCUUUAUAGCGACGGGAACUAACUUACAACUUGUGUUCAGUCCCUGUGCUAAUGGCUAUAGUGAAGGCUGUGAUUUCGACAAAGAACAGGGAAAGGUGCACAUCAAGUCAACAAUGAUUAUGAAUGGAGUGUGUGUACGAUGGCGGGGAUGGCUAGACCUGGAAAGGCUGGACGGAGUGGCCUGUCUUGAGUACGACGAGGAGAGGGGAGCCAUUGAAGACUCGAUACUUCGCGAGCAAAUGGAGAGAUACAACUCACGGAUGAGGGAAUUGGAGGAAAGACAGAGACUUUUCAAAGCGGCUCAAGAAAGACAGGCAGAAGCGGAAGCAGAGCUCCGAAAGAAACAUCAAACAGAGUUGAGUCCAGAAAGAGCCGGUUCUGCCAGCAAUUGACAAUUACAUGAGAAAUAUGUCAUUUGUUAAGAAUUGAUGAAAAUCACAAUCAGAUGACCCAAUGGAGAAAAUUAGUGGGAAGAGUACCGGUGCUAACCAUACGAAGCGAUAACGAGUUGAGAAUAUUCUUGUAGUGAAUACUUAAUCGCAAUAUUUAUUUACAACAACAAAAUCAUUGGACUAAAUAUCUCUGAGAUUGUGUUAAAUGGAAAUUGUAUUAUAGACACAAAUUAAUUGAUUGUAAAACAUUAUGUGAUAUCUUCUAUAAAAGUUUAUUUCAAUUUGAAAACUGUUAGCAAAAAAAUUAUGACAUAUAUUCAGGUACUCACACAUAGGCCAUGAACUGGAUGGACAUGAUAUCGAUCUCACAUGAGUUCCUAUUUUCAAAUACAAUACUUUUCAUGACAUUUCUUUUAUAUAAAUAUAGCUGCG